This is a messenger RNA of Wyeomyia smithii (pitcher-plant mosquito), 381 nucleotides long. RefSeq lists its product as uncharacterized. The transcript is spliced from 3 exons. Bases 1 to 381 code for a protein of 126 amino acids. The record is from RefSeq and is a predicted model, not a curated record. Lineage: Eukaryota; Metazoa; Arthropoda; Insecta; Diptera; Culicidae.
AUGACGGUCUCAAACGCAACGCACGUUACGUUGCGAAACGUCGGCUUCAACCUGUCCGGAAAUUUCACCUGUGAAGUGACGGCGGAUGCUCCGUCCUUUUACACCGGUGUUGCAACCAACGUACUCACGGUUGUUGAACUACCACACUCGGCGCCAACCUUAUGGACGGAGCACACAAAGUACGACCCGGGUGAUAUCUUGCGGGCGAACUGUUCAACACCGCCAUCGAAACCGGGAGCCACCAUAACUUUCUUGCUGAACAGUAUGACGUGUCGUCACUCUGUAUACAAGCGCUUUAGGUGUAACGACUUGAUCAAAAAACAGGCACGGAAUGAGGAAGCGUUUUCCCACUUCGGAGUGUUGAAGACGAAGCAUCACUAG